This is a messenger RNA of Mercenaria mercenaria, 1752 nucleotides long. RefSeq lists its product as uncharacterized. Bases 98 to 1609 code for a protein of 503 amino acids. NCBI's taxonomy places the organism in Eukaryota, Metazoa, Mollusca, Bivalvia, Venerida, Veneridae. The transcript has 2 exons. The record is from RefSeq and is a predicted model, not a curated record.
UUACAUUCAGGAUUCCUUGUUUGGCCUACUUUUUAACCCGCUCGCAAAAACGGAAACACGUGUUAUUAUCUCCCUUUGUUUACAUUCCCACAAUGCAAUGCGCACCAUGCGAGAGCACGAGAUGUUGCCUCCAUUAUUUCAGUUUCUUGUUUUCGGCGCUACAGUCAACAUUGUAGCUAAUUUACAAGUUUCUACAAUUCGCUCGCGGUGUUUGUUGGUAGGUAUGGAAUCGGAUAGUGAACAGCCAGAGGCCAGAAUACCUGCCGUAGAAGAGAAAGACGAAAUUAGUGUAGAAAAACUUUCUGAUUCGGACUCAGAUUUUUCGACCACGCACUCGCAGUCAUCUGCGUUGUCAGUGCAUUCUCAUGCGGGGACAGCCCCAAAGAAGCAUUCUAAGUCUAAAUCAAAAUAUAAGACUCUGGAAAAGAAAUUUAACCAGUUAGAUGAAAAAUUGAACAGGGUUUUGACCCAAUUGGAUGUAAAUUCUGCCACGUCAAAAAAGUCAGCAACACGUGGUCGGUCGUUGUCUUUAUCCGAAAAUAGUGACUCUGAAGGUCAAGAUUCGAGGGAGGACGUUUUGUCCUUGCAUUCUAACAGUAAAUUUUCUGAUGGUGAAAUUUCUGACUCUAAUGAUGAUAAUUUGAGUGGUGAAACAAAAAAAUGCUUGUUUGACAUUUUCGGGGAAGAUGCAAAAGUGAAGUCAAAACCAAAGCCACAGGGUUUAAAACUUGAUGACUCCCAGAAGGAAGUUCUUGAGGCUAAUUACAGGUGUAAUUCUCCAAAUCUUUUGACUGCUUUUUCUGAGGACACUCUUGACAUGUUCCCAAUUGACGAGUCUACAGAGACUUUUUUGCAGGUCCCACCACUUGACCCAUUUGUGGAGAAUUGCCUUAUCAAAAGACAUGGUAAUGAAGCUGCUUUUUCUAAACACAAAGUCAAAGGCCUUUUUACUCAGCCCUGUAAAUCUGUUGAGCGUAUUGCCUAUAAGGGUCAACAUGCCGCUCGUCUUGGAAUGGUGAUUCAAAUGUACAUUCAGCAGAGCUUAGGAAAUCUGUUAGAACUAGUACAGUCUGAGCAAUUCGACAAAUCAUCUGCAGUAAAACAGAUCAAGGAUGUUUUUGCAAUGUCAACAAAAGGGUUAGAACAGCUCGGUAGAACAGCUGCACUGCAUCAUAUUAUCAGGAGGUCUCUCGCUAUGUCAGAUACUGCCUUGUAUGACCUUAGUGAUGCCAAUGAUUUUAGAAAUUUGCCUUUGCGAGGUGAUGGCGUCUUUGGUGGAGAUCUCGAUGGUUUGUUGAAAAACAGAAAAGAGAAGAAAAAGCAGCUAGAAGAUUUGGUACCUGAUAUACAACGAAAGAGGAAAUUUGACAUGAAUAUGUCAAGUUCAAGUUCAGUUGCUAAAAAGGGCAAGUAUAGCCAUGUAGGGAGGUCUUCUUCUCCUAAACCAGCUUCAUCUUGGCAGCCAGGGAAUUUUCGUAUCCCCAGAGUACCACAGUCUAAUAGAUACCAGAGCAGACAGUCGUCCUAUUCAAAAGGAACCACGAGAGACACUUUCCGCAGUAAGCCUUCAUCCUCGGGAAGAGGACAUGGGAAAACUGGGAGACAGUGACUCGAUUGCUUACGAAGAUCACCAUUUGAACCCCUCAGGGAUGCACCAUUGAAGUUCCUGACCCUGAAGACUUGUUUUUUGGUCGCCGUCACAUCAUUCCGAAGAUGCAGCGAUAUUCAGUCUAUGACCUUGGGAGAAGGCUG